Molecule: messenger RNA, 1175 nt
Organism: Chironomus riparius
Lineage: Eukaryota; Metazoa; Arthropoda; Insecta; Diptera; Chironomidae
Source: the annotation of a GenBank genome assembly
AAAACAUUCAAAAAAAAUUAAGUUAAAUUCAAAAUUUUCACAUAAAAUGAGUUCCAAGAAUAACGAGUGUCGAUUUUGUUUGAAAAAAAUGCUCGUCAAUGAAAGGAUGGCAUUAAUUGACGAUGAAAUUAAAGAUCAAUUCGUUGGUAUAACUCAGUUAAUGCUGGAAUCAGGCAGUGGAUUGUCUCAAAUCAUUUGCGAGCUAUGUCUUAGAUCAUUGCAACUAGCGAGUGCAGUAAAAUUGCAGUUUAUUGAAAAUCAGAGAAAAUUACAUUAUUUUGUUGACGAUUCUGAUGAAAAUGACUCAAAUCGAUCGGAAUCACCAACAAUACAGCCACCAGAACCGAUAACAAAGAGGCGAAAAAGGGAACCUAGACAUGACGACUAUAUUGACCCAUUAUCAUUAGUUACAGUCCAUUCUAAUGAGCUAUUUGAAGCUCCAGAAACAAUAAGACCAUCAACUUUUAAAAUAAAGCAGGAACAACCAUUCGAAUCAUACAAUUAUGAAGAACUACCCACAAUGUUGAGCGAACAAGAAGACAAAAAACCAAAAUUUACUCGUUCCUUUAACAUUCCAAAGAUGGAAAGAAAGCUUAAUGCCGUGGGCGAGAAAAGUUUUCAAUGUCCACACUGCAAAAAUUUCUAUAAGCGUAGACCUCAUAUGCUGAGGCACAUAGAAGUUGCCCACAUGAAAUGUAAAUUCAUCUGCGUCGUAUCCAAUUGUGAGCAAUUUUUUGUCCGUAAAGAGCGAUUGAAAAAGCAUCUUGAAGUCAGUCAUGCUGAUUUAGGGCCACAAGAGAUGUCAGCAAUGAUUGAUAAAUUAAGAGUCUUAAAGCCAGUAUACGGGAAUGAAGUUCCAGAAGUAUUUGAUGACAGCCAAAAUACAGGAGAUGACAGUAUGAACCAGAACCAGGACGAGAAAGAAGAAAAUGAUGCAGGAACUUCGAAUGACAUUGGAUCGACUUCAAAUGGUAUAAAUGACAUGUUUGAUGAACGAGAUUCGCUGUUUAGGGGACUCGAAUUGGAGAGGAGACGAAUUAUGGAAUUGGAAAAUGUCAGGGGAUUUAUGUCGGAUCUAAGAGAGGCUGGCAAAUCGUCAAUGAAUCAAACCAUGUGAAACGCAUUCUUUAACUUAUUCAAGAACUCAUAAUCGUACAAAAAAACAAAAAUCUGAC